This is a messenger RNA of Arthroderma uncinatum, 783 nucleotides long. RefSeq lists its product as uncharacterized. The coding region runs from base 1 to 783 and encodes 260 amino acids. The record is from RefSeq and is a predicted model, not a curated record. Lineage: Eukaryota; Fungi; Ascomycota; Eurotiomycetes; Onygenales; Arthrodermataceae. The transcript has 5 exons.
AUGCCGUCAGAUGGCACAUCCACGUGGUAUACUGCUACGGCAUCUCCAUCUUGCUCCAGCGGCUAUUCUUCUUCUGAAGAGGAAGAAGAAGAACGAGUAGAUAUCCCAGGCCUCGCCGACAUCCCGGAUUACAUACACCCCCGCCAUGUCAAGUCCUGGGCAGCGGAUAUGCGGCGGAGACUGGAGGCAUACAUUAGUGCUCUUAAAGCACCAAUAGUGGCACCAGAUGACGGUGAGGUUGAUCAGUGGAUAUAUGUCAACAUGAAACGAAGAAAGGUGCUUGAGUUGCAUACCAAGUUGUCGAAGGAUCAAAUAAAGAAGAUUGAUAGGAUCAUGUUCAAAAUUGAUCAGCCAUAUUUAAGGCUAUACAUGAGAAAUAUGGUUCUAGAAAUCGUCAAGAAACUAUUUCCCAAAGAGGCAAGCAAAGCACCUGUCUCUCGCCUCGUGGAGCUUUCGAAAGACAUCACGGACAAACAAUUCAUCAACGCCAAAGUCCCCUCAGUUUAUUGGGACAUAAUUCGAGAUCUGCCAGAGUAUGGGCAAAAGUACAUCCCUUUGCACAAGUCGUCUCCUCAUUUAGCAGUAUUGCUUAAACGACCAGGAAGGGGCCGUUUCUGUUCCCAGUACGAGAGACUUUUCAAGGUUGCUUACGGCCGCACCGUGGAUGAUACCGUCAAUGCAGUAAUCCACUACGUCGACUCGGAGGCAAACAUCGUACCUAUUGAUAUGCUUAUAGGUGGCUUUAAAAUGUUGAACUGGUGCAAGCUGUUUAAGGCUCUGUAG